Messenger RNA from Serendipita indica DSM 11827, 2028 nucleotides. Lineage: Eukaryota; Fungi; Basidiomycota; Agaricomycetes; Sebacinales; Serendipitaceae. The record is from the annotation of a GenBank genome assembly.
AUGGCAUCAACAAUAAGCCCAGAGGCGGCACAGUGGAAGGAAGAGACUUAUUCUCUCUUCUUCUACGGGACACUGCUUCACCCUGCCGUCCUUAAACGAGUCAUCGGCCAUGGUGGAGAUACACUUCAUCACAGACCCGCUAUUCUCCUGAACUAUACGAGGCAUCACGUCAAGGGGGACACCUACCCCGCGAUGCUCCCCUGGGAUAAGGCUAGAGAGCUAUUUCUCUUCAGCGGACAAGAUCCAUCGAAGGAACCAACUCCCGAACAGCGAAGUGUCCGCGGGAGCCUAGUCAGCGGUUUCUCCAAACUCGACGUAGAACUGCUAGAUGUCUUUGAGGGCGAUGAAUACGAAAGAUGCCUCGUAUCAGUUGUUCCUCUUGGAACAUCGCGACUCUUAAACGAAGCUGCCUCCGAUGCAGGAGUCAUGUUCGAAUCCAUGGACAUCACCUCGGAUGAUCAGCCACAAACUAUCAAGGCUCAUACAUAUAUAUGGAACAAGCCACCAGCGGGCACGCUGGAGCCAGAGAUCUGGUCAUACGAGACAUUUGUGCGUGAAAAUUUGCAUCAUUGGAUCGGAGCCGAAGGCAAAUCCACCGACGUUGACCGAACGGCGUAUCUCGAGGUCGAUCAAUGGCGGGAACAGAAUAAGAAAAGCGAGAUUGAGCGUCGAAGGGAGCGGAAUAUGUCCGCAAUGGAACAGCGUAAUACCAUUUCUGCGGAGCCUGAAGUGGCAAUAGCACGAGCAUUAGGGGCUCCCGUCGGGUAUGCUCCAUCCACUGUACCUGAGGCUGAACCCGAGUACAACUUUGGACAUGGCAUGUUGCCAUACUUCUGCUUUGAAAAAGGGUACAUCAACCUAAAUAACGGCGCGAAGAUUCAAGACACCAUCGAGAGUCGGCCAGACCACUUUAUGCGCAUUGAAUUGGAACCUGCUAUGGAUAAUGUUCGAAAUCGUCUCGCAAAGGUGAUCAACGCGCGGGAUGUCGACGAGGUCGUACUAGUCCCAAAUACAACCCAUGGUGUCAACGUUGUGUUGAACAAUCUUCGGGAUACAUGGACAAAGGACGAUGCUCUCAUUGGAUUCACGACCACGUACGGAGCAGUGGCAGCCACACUGCGUCGCUACACAGAUGCGACACCUCAUCCGGCUCUCCACACCAUCAAUCUCACGUUCCCCACGACUCCAGACAAAAUCGUCAAGUCGUUCAAAGAGUUUGUGCAAGCUACGUUCCCUGGCAGAUCAUUGGACGGAAAUUCCACGCAGCAAGUAGUCGCAAUCAUAGACGGAAUUAUCAGCGUUCCUGGUGUCCGUCUUCCGUGGGAGGAGCUUGUCAAGAUUUGUCGCGAGUAUGGAAUUAUCAGUAUUGUGGAUGCUGCCCAUGUCAUUGGGCAGAAUUGCCACAAGUGGCUUUAUGCUCAUCGUGCCUGCGCCAUUUUGUAUGCACCACAGAGAAACCACCACAAGCUGCGUUGUACAUUCCCUGUCUCCUGGGGAUACAAAUCUCCUCCAGAAGAAUUCAGCUUGGCAGAACUAUACCAAUGGACCGGCACAGCAGACUUUACCCCUUAUCUUUCCAUCAAUGCAGCGUUGGACUUUCGAGAGCGAAUUGGAGGUGAAGAGCGUAUUCAAUCCUAUUGCCAUGACCUCGCUUGCAAAGGAGGCGCGAGAAUGGCAGAGAUCCUCGGGACAGAGUUGCUCGACAAGGAUCAUUUGCUCACGGCAUGCAUGGUCAACGUGCGCCUGCCCUUCACAAAGGAAGAGGCUGCUGGUUUACCGACAGCAAUUGUCCACGAUAUGAUGCAGCGACUUUUGAAAGACUGGCAUUGCGCUGCUUCGGUUUAUGGCCAUGGUGGAUAUCUGUGGGUGAGAGGGAGUGCCCAGAUUUGGCUCGAGGUCUCAGACUUUGAGUACACGGCAAUGGCUCUCAAGUCUAUUUGUGAUGAUUUGCGACACACCACAAAUCAAAAGGUCCAGCUGGAUGCCAAGGCAGUGGAGCAGGGAACGGCAGCACCCCCUGCGGAAUAA